Messenger RNA from Dicentrarchus labrax (European seabass), 5614 nucleotides. Its product is annotated as GTPase IMAP family member 8-like. The record is from RefSeq and is a predicted model, not a curated record. The transcript is spliced from 12 exons. Gene Ontology annotation, molecular function: GTP binding. NCBI's taxonomy places the organism in Eukaryota, Metazoa, Chordata, Actinopteri, Moronidae. Bases 441 to 4559 code for a protein of 1372 amino acids.
GAGACAGAGAGGACACAUCAGGAGACCUGUAGCAGUUAAUCCAUAAAGGACAAUGGCAGUCUCAGUGUUCCUGCACUCAACAUGCUGCCACCAACAACGUCCCCUUAAGACAGCAGCAUAAUCAGGAUUUUCCACUUGAGUCUGGACCGACUGGUUGAACGACAUGUUGAUGACUGGGAGGCUCUGAAUUCCUCUGGAGGAGUUUUUCUCACCAUCUUUACUUUCACUUCUGUCUUUGACCGAUGACAACCGACGGAACUUCAACUCAACUAAAGGUGGAAUGUAAUUGAUCCUCAGGUUGUUAAAGCAGCAGUUGGUCUUCAGUUGAAUGAGUCUCUGAUGUUUCCAGCACACUGACAUCAUGGCGGCUGCAGCACCAGGUUUGUAAAGCCAGCAGUUGGUCUCCAGUCAGUCCCUGAAGUUUCCAACAGAGAGACAUUAUGGGGAGUUUAAUCUCCACUCCAUCAGAUCCACAUGAGCAACCUGUGAAGCGCAGCAGCAGCUUAGACUGGCUGCCUCCUUCCAUGUCUGAGCUGAGGGUUGUUCUGCUGGGGAACAGCUGGUCUGAGAGGAGUUCAGUGGGGAACUUCAUACUGGGAGAGACUAAGUUCAACACUGAGGAAGAACCAGACUCCUUCCUGAGAGAAAGAGUGCAGUUGAAGGGGAAAGAAGUAGUUCUCAUCAAUACCUCAGAUCUGCUGCAUCCCCAGACCAUCCAAGAGUCAGAAUUAAUCUCUGGUCUUGGACCUCAUGUGUUCCUGCUGGUUCUACAGCCUGAAGACUUCACUGAGGAACACAAACUGAAGCUCUGCAGAUUCCUUCAGCUCUUCAAUGAUCGAUCAUUUCAUCAUUGUCUGGUUCUGAUAUCAACACCCAGAGAGGAGAGUCCAGGUUUCAUGGAAAAAUACCUGGAACAUCCUCCCUUAAAAGACAUGAUCAAAGAGUGUCAGUACAGGUUUUUGUGUCAGAAGAAUCUUGAACUUCCAGAGCUGUUAACACGCUUGGGUCAAAUUGUGAAAGAGAACAAUGGAGAGCAUCUGAGCAACAGCAACAUCAAUGAACUAUUGGAGUCUACCAAUCCACAUGAGCAACCUCUGAAGCGCAGCAGCAGCUUUCCAUUACUGCCUCCUUUCAUGUCUGAGCUGAGGGUUGUUCUGCUGGGGAACAGCUGGUCUGAGAGGAGUUCGGUGGGGAACUUCAUACUGGGAGAGACUAAGUUCAACACUGAGGAAGAACCAGACUGCUUCCUGAGAGAAAGAGUGCAGUUGAAGGGGAAAGAAGUAGUUCUCAUCAAUACCUCAGAUCUGCUGCAUCCCCAGACCAUCCAAGAGUCAGAAUUAAUCUCUGGUCCUGGACCUCAUGUGUUCCUGCUGGUUCUACAGCCUGAAGACUUCACUGAGGAACACAAACUGAAGCUCUGCAGAUUCCUUCAGCUCUUCAAUGAUCGAUCAUUUCAUCAUUGUCUGGUUCUGAUAUCAACACCCAGAGAGGAGAGUCCAGUUUUCAUGGAGAAAUACCUGGAACAUCCUCCCUUAAAAGACAUGAUCAAAGAGUGUCAGUACAGGUUUUUGUGGCAGAAGAAUCUGGAACUUCCAGAGCUGUUAACACGCUUGGGUCAAAUUGUGAAAGAGAACAAUGGAGAGCAUCUGAGCAACAGCAACAUCGCUGAACUAUUGGAGUCUACCAAUCCACCUAUGAUACCCACCAGCAGUGUAAACCCACCACAAACCCCAUCUGGACUCAGGAUUGUGUUGCUGGGAAAAAGCGAGGACAAACAGACAAAACUUGGUAAUUUCAUCUUUGGGAACGAAACUUUUCAUCACCAAAGAACUUCCCCAACCAGGCAAUGUAUGGCUACCUGUGGAGAGUGGAGAGGAAAACCAUUGACAGUGGUGAAAACUCCCAACAUCUUCAGUCUGUCUGUGGAGGCCGUGAGAAGAGAGAUGAAGAACUGUGUGACUCUGUGUCCUCCUGGACCAAAUGUUCUUCUGCUGUUAGUGAAACCUUCUGAUUUCACUGAGAAGAACAGACAAACACUGAAGUUCAUCCUGGGUUUGUUUGGUCAAGAUGCUUUAAAAUACUCAAUGGUCAUCAUGACACAUGACGAGGAUAAAAGUAAUACUGUUAAUGAAAUCCUUAUAGACUGUGGAGGAAGACACUACAACAUGGUUGAAGACAACCACACAUUGUUAAUGCAGAAGAUUGAGAACAUUGUGCAUGAAAACAAAGGAGCCUUCCUCACCUUCACUGAAGAGACCAUAAGACCAAAGUCUGAACCCAUCAAACCAGCUUUAAACCUGGUUCUGUGUGGGAGGAGAGGAGCAGGGAAGACUUCAGCAGCCGAGGCCAUUUUAGGUCAGACAGAGUUUCAUUCAGUCUCCAACUCAUCAGAGUGUGUUAAACAUCAGGGAGAGGUGUGUGGACGUUGGGUUUCCCUGGUGGAGCUGCCUGCCUUGUAUGGAGAACCUCAGGAGGCAGUGAUGGAAGAAUCACUCAGGAGUAUCUCCCUCUGUGAUCCUGAGGGUGUCCAUGCCUUCAUCCUGGUCCUACCUGUGGGUCCCCUCACUGAUGAAGACAAGGGAGAGUUAGAGACCAUCCAGAACACAUUCAGCUCUCGAGUCAUUGACUUCACCAUCAUUCUGUUCACUGUGGACUCAGAUCCUACAGCUCCAGCUGUUGUUAACUUUGUGAAAGAAAACAGAGACAUCCAGGAGCUCCGUCAGAGCUGUGGAGGAAGAUAUGUUGUUCUCAACAUCAAGGACAAGCAGCCGAUCCCAGAACUGUUGGACAUGGUGGAACAAAAUACUAAAAAUAAACCAUACUGCUAUACGACUGAAACAUUUACACAUGCACAAAUGGAUAAAGUCAUACAACUUGAGAGGCUGAUGAAGAAGAACAAGAUCACUGGUGAUGAAAAGGAACGGAGUCCAGAGUGUCUCAGGAUUGUGCUGAUGGGGAAGACUGGCUGUGGAAAGAGCUCUUCAGGAAACACCAUUCUAGGAAGAAAAGCGUUUACAGCCAAAUUAAGCCAAACAUCAGUCACUAAACACUGUCAGAAAGAACAGAGUGAAGUCGAUGGUCGUCAGGUAGUUGUUGUCGACACUCCUGGUCUGUUUGACAAUAGUUUGUCUCAUGAAGAGGUUCAUGGGGAGAUGGUGAAAUGCAUCAGUCUUCUGGCUCCAGGACCACAUGUCUUCCUGUUGGUGUUACACAUUGGCAGAUUUACACCAGAGGAGAAGGAGACAUUAAAACUUAUCAAGGAAGGAUUUGGGCAAAAUUCUGAAAAGUUUACCAUCAUUCUUUUAACUGGAGGAGAUUCACUGGAAGAUGAGGAGCUGUCGGUCGAUGAGUACAUUGAAAAAGAGUGUGAUGAUUCCUUUAAGAAGCUGAUCUCUGACUGUGGAGGAAGAUACCAUGUGUUUAAUAACCGAGAUAAACACAACCGCACACAGGUCAGUGAGCUGAUAACCAAGAUUGACACCAUGGUGAAGGAAAAUGGAGGCAGCUGCUACACUAAUGAGCUGCUGCAAGAGGCCGAAGCAUCAAUAGAGAAAGAAAUGGAGAGAAUCCUGAAGGAGAAGGAAGAAGAGAUGAAGAGAGAGAGGGAGGAGCUUCAAAGAAAACAUGAGGAAGAAAUGGAAGAAAUGAAAAGAAGAAUGGAAGAACAGAAAGCAGAAAUUGAAAAGGAGAGAAAACUGAGAGAAAAACAACUUGAAGAAAAGGAGGAAAACAUCAAAAAAGAACGUGAGGAGAGAAAGAAACAGGAAAUGAGAGAAGAAGAAGACAGGAAGAGAAAACAACAGGAAGAAAUUCAACGACAGGAGUGGAAACAGAAAGUUGAAGAUUUGGAGGAAAAAAUAAAAUCAGAGUCAGAAUCAAAGGAAACCAUUGAUAGAAAGCUGGAAGAGACCAGAGAAGAGAUGAGAAAAGAACGAGAGAACUGGGAGAAACAACAAAAAGAAUGGUGGGAAAAACGAAAUCAAGAAAAUGAACAGAGACGACAGGAUGCACAAAGAAGAAUGAAAAAGCUUCAAGAAGAAUACGAACAGGAAAGAGAAAACGAUAGAAAGAAAAGAAAAGAAGAGGAUCGAAUCAGAAGAGAAAAAGAGGAAAAAGAGAAAAAAGACAUUGAGAAGAACUAUAAGAAAAAACUGGAGAAUCUGAAGAAGACACAUGAAGAAGAAGCCAGAGAGAAAGCUGAAGAGUUCAAUGAAUUCAAAGAGAAAUACAAAAAGGAAUCUGCAGCUCUGAAGGAAGAACAUGAGAAACAAAUGAAAGACAAAGAUCAACAAUAUAACUUCUUAAAGGCUCUUAAAGACCACAGUGAAGAACAGAUGAAGAAAAAAUAUCAAGAGGAAAUUUGUGACUUAGUGAAAUGUGUGACCAAAAAGAGAGAAAAUCUGAAAAAAAUCAAUGACUUACUGACAGAACAAGAAGAAGAAAUGAAGAAUACGAAAAGUGAGGAGGAAAAGAAAAAAUUGCUGCAAAAACAUGAAAAAGAAAUGAAUGACUUGAUACAGGAACUGAUGAAUGAAGAUGAUUCAUGUUGUAUUUUAUGAGCAGAUUUGUUCGAUGUAAACGUCACAACAACAGAUCAGUUUCAGAAGUUUCCUUUUUUUCUACUUUCAUUUAGUUUCAAUCAGUGAAACUUUACAGAAGGAAAGAUUUCAUAGUAAUAUUCAGCAUUGAACAGAAACACAGCAGCAGUCACUGUGGGUCAGAUGAUACCAGUUCUUUGGAGUAAUGUUAUAGUCUUAGUUUUUACAUUUUAAUCAUCAGUUUUUACAUUAUUUGUUUAUUUUUAUAUCGACUUUUACUUUUUUGAUGUUUUACAUUUUAUUGUUUCUGUUGUAUUCAUUGUUCAUCAUAUAAAACUGUAUCUAUUGUUCACUUUUGUUUUUAUGUGUUAACUAAAUGACUAAGGACUAAAUGUUGAUUUCAGUCUGUUCUGUCUCGUGAUAAAUGAGGAUUUAAACAGUUAAAUAACUCACUGACUCUGUACAAUCAUUGGUGUGGUUUUGUUUUAAGUUUGUUUUCUAUAAAGUUUUAUAAAAUCUGCAUUAUAUUGUAGAAAUAAUGAUAAUGUAUAAGUUGAUUAUUGUAAUCAAGUUUCAGUGUGUAGAAAAUCUUUAUGAUAUGAUGUAUUUGUUCCUAAUUAUUAAUGUAAUUAAUUAAAACCAGGCAACAGCUCAGUAAAGACUUCAGCAGCUGGAAGCUCUGUUUGGUCAUUAGAGAUGAUCUUUGUUUUCUUUUGAAUAUGAGAAAGAAAAUGAUGUUUGUGAGUGAAAUGAAAUGUUUAGAUGUCAUUCACUCUGUUUUCUCUGCAACACCCAAAUCACAAAUAUCACAGCAAAUAUUAAAUAUGAAUCCAAGCUGAAUAUCAUUUAAACUGCUCAUCAGAUGAAUCAGAAUGAUAAAGAAUGACUUCAUAGACAAUGAAUGCUUUGAUGUUUCUCUGUUUUGUUACAUGUCCAAUAAGAAUAGAUGCUUUAUAACUGAUGACAUCAACUUAAGACAGAAUUCAGAUGAAUCUUUAAUUGUAUGUUCUGUGUUUGAUCUUUGGUUUCUGUGUUUAUCAUUAUAAAAGAUGAAUAAAGUGUUUCCCUGUAGUUCA